Molecule: messenger RNA, 809 nt
Organism: Cutaneotrichosporon oleaginosum
Lineage: Eukaryota; Fungi; Basidiomycota; Tremellomycetes; Trichosporonales; Trichosporonaceae
Source: RefSeq, a predicted model, not a curated record
GAGUGAUUCCACCCGAACUAACAUACGCAGGCCAUAUCUACGCAUGCCGCAAUCCGCAGACUUGCCUUACGCAACACUUGCGCAGACCACAGAGUUGACCUUCAGACGCUACAUGAUAGGCCGACGCACGCACUGCGCAUUUUUCUUCGUGCAAAUAUCUUUGGCGGCGGGGCUUCAAGCCCGGCCCUGGCCCGGCGACGAUCAGGUCGCGGCAGAUCUCUUGGCAGGAGGCACAGUGAUCGACAUGGCACUUAUUAGGCUGAGGCGCCCGGCACCGCGGCACCGGGACUCGGAGCCAUGUGCUCCACUCGCACUGUAUCAUGGCGAUCUCGUGCCGGCAAGAUUGGAAGGCGAGAGCGUCGAGUCGAGUCGCGAUCAGUGCCUGCGCUCGGAGGCUCGCGGAGGCGCGCCGAGGAUUGCACAUGCUGCGAACAUCUGCAUGGGCUGUGACGUCGUUCGCGGGUGUGUUUCGCCGGCUGGUCUCGUCGGCCCUCGUGAGUCGGCGUACGUCAUUCGCCAUGGUAUCAUGGAGACGGGCGGCAGCGCCUAGCUUGACUCUGGCAGUAUACAAGCAGCGGCGUGCGCACAGAACACCACAGGUAAGACUCUAGAAGGACGUGAUCCGCUCAUGUGGCCCUGCAGUGUGAAGGGGUUGGGCGAUAUGUAGGGGGAGGAAACUGCGGUUGGCCCAUCUAUGGAACCUGGGGUUUGGGCCGGUUGGGCAUGUGGAUGCGGAUGUGGCACCGACAUGCUGAUGUCGCUGACAAGUGGCAGUGCACAGACCGUGGGCUAAGGGGGCGAAGGGAGGG